GCCUAAGAGAUGCUGCGACGCCUGCGCCAGUAACUGACUUAGGUGCUGCAGCGAGCAAUGGCAGCUCCGGCGUUGGCGGCCCAGGUGCGGCUCGGCGUGUGCGGCGUGAGGGGCCUGCAAGCCCGAGGAUUCAAGUCCGAUCAGCCUGUAAAUACGACUCCCACGGCGGCUCCAUCCGAGAGGGGCGGUGGGGCCUUCGCCAAGAGAGAAAAGGCUGAAGAGGAGCGCUACUUUCGAGCGCGAUCCAAAGAACAGCUGGCAGCCUUGAAGCAGCACCAUGAAGACGAGAUUGAUAUUCAUAAGAAGGAGAUUGAGCGUCUGCAGAAAGAAAUUGAGCGGCACAAGAAGAAGAUUCACAUGUUGAAAAAACAUGAUGAUGAUGACUAAGUGCUCACAGUUCCUUGUAGAAUGGCUACAAAUCAUUGUCCCCAUUCUAUGUACAAGUUAUGGUUUACUUCUAUAUUGAUAUGUAUUAUCACAGAUUACAAUAAAUCUU
Suncus etruscus (white-toothed pygmy shrew) is the source of this 496-nucleotide messenger RNA. RefSeq names its product ATP synthase inhibitory factor subunit 1 (gene ATP5IF1). Gene Ontology annotation, cellular component: mitochondrion. The record is from RefSeq and is a predicted model, not a curated record. Gene Ontology annotation, biological process: negative regulation of ATP-dependent activity. Gene Ontology annotation, molecular function: ATPase inhibitor activity. Lineage: Eukaryota; Metazoa; Chordata; Mammalia; Eulipotyphla; Soricidae.